AUGGCCAACGAGCUGGCAGCCGGCGCCGCUGCGAUGGAUAUUCAAGAUCAGAUCCUGCACAAGGCCGAUAGCCAGGCAGGUAGAGCCGGAGGAGGAGGAGGAGGAGGAGGUGGGCGAAAAGCCCGUGGGGGGCGAAGCGGCGGCAGGUCCAGCGACGUCUCGCGCGCGCUGUCACGACUCCUCCGGCACCAGGCCGAGAACGCAGGCAUCAAGCUCGACAGCGAGGGAUACGCCCCUCUCGACAAAGUGCUGGAAUGGGGCCCUCUCAAGUCACUCAGCGUCACGCUCGCCGACGUGCAGGACGUCGUCGCCACCAACGAGAAGAAGCGCUUCUCCUUGAAGCCCAAGUCCGCCGACGUUGCCGGGUCCUGGGCCGGCGACUACCUCAUCCGCGCCAACCAGGGCCACUCCAUCAAGCUCGAGUCGUCGUCGCUGCUGGAGCCGCUGACGCUCGAGGCCGGCAACGUGCCGCCGCGCGUCGUCCACGGCACCUACUAUGCCUUCUGGGAGCCCAUCGUCGAGGCCGGCGGCCUGCGGCCCAUGAGCCGCAACCACGUGCACUGCGCCGCCGGCACGCCCGACGAGGGCGUGGUGAGCGGCAUGCGGCGCGACGCGCAGCUGCUCAUCGAGAUUGACGUGGCGGCGAGCCUGGCGGCGGGCGUCAAGUGGUGGCGGAGUGAUAACGGGGUGAUCCUGACGGAGGGCGACGCGGAUGGGCUGGUGGGAGUUGAGUUCUUCAAGAGGGUCGAGGGCAGGGGCCAGGACGUGGGCGUGCUCUGGGAGGACGGCGUGAGGGUCGCGGACAUUCCGCCGGGGGUGAAGAGGACGGUGCCGAACGGCAAGGGCCCGAGGGGAGGAGGACGAGGUGGAGGGAGGGGUGGGGGGGUGUAG
This is a messenger RNA of Cordyceps fumosorosea ARSEF 2679, 891 nucleotides long. RefSeq names its product RNA 2'-phosphotransferase. The record is from RefSeq and is a predicted model, not a curated record. Gene Ontology annotation, molecular function: tRNA 2'-phosphotransferase activity. Bases 1 to 891 code for a protein of 296 amino acids. Gene Ontology annotation, biological process: tRNA splicing, via endonucleolytic cleavage and ligation. The transcript is spliced from 2 exons. NCBI's taxonomy places the organism in Eukaryota, Fungi, Ascomycota, Sordariomycetes, Hypocreales, Cordycipitaceae.